This is a messenger RNA of Aegilops tauschii subsp. strangulata, 321 nucleotides long. The record is from RefSeq and is a predicted model, not a curated record. Lineage: Eukaryota; Viridiplantae; Streptophyta; Magnoliopsida; Poales; Poaceae.
AUGUCCGCCCUCCCCAGCCACGUCACUCCGGCCAAUCAGAGGCCCCCACCUCAGUCGCGCCGUCGCUCCCGUCCAACCAGCGCCUGCCACGUGGCGUCCCGCGCCUCUCCAGCCGCCUCCCGCCGCCACGGGCCCGCGAGGCCCAUCGCCGGCCCUCCCGGCCAGGGUCGCCGCGCCGCCGCCUCCCGCGGGCGCCCGAGCCCCGUCCGCCCGCCGCCUCCAAAGCCGCUCCAGCCCCGCUGCCGUCCGCCGGCGUGCUCCACCGCCGCCCCGCCGGCGCACCUCGUCGCCGUCCUCCGGCGACCGCACCUCGCCGCCUGA